Molecule: messenger RNA, 1959 nt
Organism: Hydractinia symbiolongicarpus
Lineage: Eukaryota; Metazoa; Cnidaria; Hydrozoa; Anthoathecata; Hydractiniidae
Exons: 4
Coding region: 1-1959 (652 amino acids)
Molecular function (GO): catalytic activity
Source: RefSeq, a predicted model, not a curated record
AUGAAAAAUGAAGUUAUUUGUUCUGAGAUUACAGUGAGAAAUAAAAAAUGGGCCAUUUUUAGUGUAUAUAGACCACCAGAAUCUUCUAACUUAAGUAACUUUUUUAUUGAGAUAGUACGCUCACUUGAUUUGGCUCUCAAAACUUAUGAUAAUGUUGUAGUCAUGGGCGAUAUAAAUAUUGAUUGUGAUGACUCAAGUUCGACAGGUUUUGACAUUUUUACAACUUUUUGCGAAACCUACAAUUUAAAAAAUUUAAUAAAACAAAAAACAUGUUUCACAAAUACUCGUGCAUCACGAAUAGAUGUGUUUUUAACAAAUAAACAUGCAUGUUUCCAUAAUUCUAAAUCUUUUGAAACUGGACUUAGUGACCACCAACAUAUGAUUUCUACUUUUAUGAAGACUUUUUUAGUACGUUUAAAAUCGAAAGAGAUAUCGUAUAGGUGUUUUAAAAAAUUUGAUGAGCAAGUUUUUCUUGAAGAAGUGAGGAGCACAGAUUUUUGUUGUGAUAACAUAGAUCCAAAUGAAAGUUAUGAGAACCUUGUACUGAAAGUUCGAAAUAUAAUUGUUAAACAUGCACCUAUAAAAAUUAAAUUAGUUCGGGGUAACAAAGCCCCGUUUAUGAAUAAAAAAUUACGAAAAGCAAUUUACACAAGAUCUCGUCUUAAAAACAAUUUUAACAAAAAUCGAACAGAUGAAAAUAGGGCAAAAUAUAAAAAACAAAGAAAUAAGUGUGUUAGUAUGAGACGACAGGCGAUUAAAGAGCAUUUUAAUACUGUUAUGGAGGGUGGCAUUAUUCAAAAUAAGAUAUUUUGGAGAACUGUUAAACCUUUCCUUACUAACAAAUCAGGUAAGAGCUCUAAUGAAAUUAUGAUUGUUCACAAUGAUAUUAUAGUAACGAAUAAAAAUGAAUUAGCGGAAAUUUUCAAUGAAGAGUACAUACAUAUAGUUGAAAAAUAUAGUGGAGUUAAACCAGUGUCGCUACGAAAUUAUCAAUCUGAAAAUAGAAAUGAAGAAGUCUCGGAAAAUAAAGUCUCUAAACUUUUCGGGGAUCUAAAAGUAGGUGUGGCAUCUGGAGAGGACAAGAUAACGGCUAAAAUGGUGAAGUUAGCAAAACCUUAUUUGAUAAAACUCUUAACAAAUGCCAUUAACAACAGUAUUUGUCUCUCUGUUUUUCCGAGGAGAGCCAAACGCGCUACUGUAUCCCCUAUUGAUAAAGGUGGGAAAGAUAAAUUAUGUGUAAACAACUAUAGACCAGUCAGCAUUUUAAAUAUAUUUUCAAAAUUUUAUGAGAGAAUAAUUAAAUCUCAAAUUGUUGGUUAUAUUGAUAAUAAACUUUCAGAAUUUUUAUCAGCCUAUAGGGAAUCAUAUGGCACACAACAUGUACUUAUAAGAUUAUUGGAAGAAUGGAAACAAAAAUUAGAUAAAUAUUACGUAGUUGGUGCAGUUUUAAUGGAUCUAUCUAAAGCUUUUCAUUGCGUGCCUCAUGAUUUACUUAUUGCUAAAUUAAAUGCCUAUGGCUUUAGCCAGGAUGCCCUACUUCUAAUUUUAUCGUACCUUUCUGACAGAGAGCAAUCUACCCGCAUAAAUAAUCAGCAUAAAAGCGAAGUUAAUUUACUAGGAGUGACCAUUGAUAAUGGCUUGAAUUUCGACUCUCACAUUUCUAAACUUAUCAAAACAUCAUCAGCACAAUUGAAUGCACUGUUUAGACUUAGCACGUUUUUAUCUCACAAAGCCAAAUUAGCGCUGGUACAAAGUUUUAUUUACUCUAACUUUAAUUAUUGCCCUUUAGUAUGGAAUUUCUCUUCAUAUAAAUCUUUGUUGAAGAUUGAACAAAUUAGGAAGAGAGCUUUGCGUUUCUUGUUAAAUGAUAAUGAUAGUACUUACGACGAACUUCUUUUGAAAGCAGGAAAAUACCAAAUGGGCGUCUAUAAACUUAAAACAUUAUUCGGUUUUGAUUAG